Messenger RNA from Suillus discolor, 1200 nucleotides. RefSeq lists its product as uncharacterized. The record is from RefSeq and is a predicted model, not a curated record. Lineage: Eukaryota; Fungi; Basidiomycota; Agaricomycetes; Boletales; Suillaceae. The transcript has 9 exons. The coding region runs from base 1 to 1200 and encodes 399 amino acids.
AUGAUGGAUGCAGGUGGUGGAACGAAAGCAAGGGCGCCAGAACCUCCCCUCAGAACUGGAAAAAGCAAAAGCUGCAAGCGGCCGCCACCUCUCGCAUCAGACUCUGAGGACAACGUGGAGGUUAGCCAACCUCAGCGGUUAAAGAAGAGGGCUCGUGUCAGUGUUGAACCGUCAGAUAUUGAUUCGGACACUGCUAGCAAGCAGAGUGUCUCUGAUAGAGCUUCCAGCUCCGAAAUUGAAAUGUCGGACUCAGGAUCAGAGCCAGUCAAGAGCAUCGCAAAAGCUCUGUUUGAAGAGGUUCCUGCAAUUACCUCAGAAGACCUUUCCAUCCUCGAAAUCAAACCUGAGCCCGAUGUGCCCCCACAUGCUGACACCAUGGCUGAUCUUGUCUACACAAAGACUGGGUCAGUGCGACUUAUGGACCAGAACACGGAGCUUCGCAAGGUGAUCCAUCAUGGUAUCCUCGAGGUCAAGGCAUACAUUGCCUUCAAGCACGGGUACCCUGAAAUUGUGGCCAAGAACUCAUAUGCGCGGGAAAUCUUACUUCAGGCUGCGAAGCACCACAAGACAGCGCCAAUUGAGAAACGGAUGUAUGUUGAUGAUGAGUAUUUGUCGGCACUCGCCAAUCUAAUUGAUGCUUGUGUGAGCCUCUUCCGCACUGAAAUCAAGGACGUCGCCUAUAAAUAUGCCCCAGGCUACUUUCGACUCGGCCAUGACUGCAAUGCUAUCGUUGACCGUCUCCUUGCAGGUCAUUCCUACAUUUUUCCGCAGACAUUUGAUAAGCCAUAUCAAGGGCAGCCCAUAGUCGACACUCUAUACGAGACAUUCUUCAAAAACACGAAGUCAGUUGGUUUGCAGUUUGCUCAGCACUUUCUUGACAUUGCGGAGAACAAAACUGGUCGACCAGAAAUCCAUAUCCCCAUGUUGGCCAUGGUCAGCACAGCUAUCCAUGCUGUUCUCGUUGCAAAGAAGAACAAGGCAGGUGAAGAUUUCAAGUUCACUGGUAACCAAUUCUGUGAUAUCUAUACAUACCACGUGGCGUUGUUGGAGAGAAUCCGAAAGACGGCUCCUGUCAAGUUUCACAAAAUGAUGGCUGAUAUUUACGAGGAGGUCCAGCAUUUACAUCGUGACACAAUUGGAGUCUAUGACAAAGAUACCAAUCUAGCAUUCUUGGACCUUGAGGGAAUGGAUGACGAGUAG